Scophthalmus maximus (turbot) is the source of this 2543-nucleotide messenger RNA. It is a transcript of the gene acox3, whose product is annotated as acyl-CoA oxidase 3, pristanoyl. The record is from RefSeq and is a predicted model, not a curated record. Gene Ontology annotation, molecular function: fatty acid binding; pristanoyl-CoA oxidase activity; FAD binding. Gene Ontology annotation, cellular component: peroxisome. The transcript is spliced from 19 exons. Lineage: Eukaryota; Metazoa; Chordata; Actinopteri; Pleuronectiformes; Scophthalmidae. Bases 173 to 2251 code for a protein of 692 amino acids. Gene Ontology annotation, biological process: lipid homeostasis; fatty acid beta-oxidation using acyl-CoA oxidase.
UGUGAAAGAGGCAAACCGGAAAUGGUACUGUAGUUGCAGCUGGAGGGCGGAACAGAAGCCGCCGCACAAGACUGGCUGGUUCUUCAGCGCAAGCAAAACUGUCCGCAAGUCACUUUGACAGCUGGUGAACGUACAAGUUAGCGAGUCAACGUACAAGUCUGAAUAUAAGACAAUGGAGCACGAAGUGGCUGACCUCCCUAGCGGCCCUCUGGACGUCUACAGGAAGAAAGCAUCUUUCAAUUGGAAGGAUAUGCUCCGCUUCAUAGAUGGAGACGAAAUACUGGCAUUCAAGCAACAUGUAUUCAAGACGCUGGAGAACGAUCCUCUGUUUGCCCGCCAGCCCGGUGAAGACCUUCCUCUGGAGAAAAUCAGAGAGUUGACCUUCCUCAGGGUGAAGCAGCUCUUCCGCUACGACUUCUUAACAAUUGAAGAGGCAAUGGCCAAUCCCUUGAAGACUUCUAUCCUCCAUGACUGUCUGGGCAUGUAUGACAUGUCCAUGUCUGCCAAGUCCUCCCUUAACAGAGCGAUGUUUGGACAAACUAUUGCCAAGUCUGGAUCAGCGAGACACAGCGCGUUUGCCGAAAACAUUGAAGAGAUGAAGACAUUUGGAUGCUUUGCACUGACUGAGCUGAGUCAUGGCAGCAACACGAGAGCCAUGAGGACCACAGCCACGUACGACCCCUCUACCCAGGAGUUUGUGAUCAACUCUCCAGACUUUGAGGCUGCCAAGUUCUGGGUGGGGAACCUUGGCAAGACUGCCACCCAUGCUGUGGUGUUUGCUCAACUCUACACACCUGACCAGGUUUGCCACGGCCUGCACUCCUUCAUCGUCCCGAUUAGGGAUCCUAAGAACCUGCUCACUCUGCCUGGGGUGAUGGCUGGAGACAUGGGCAAGAAACUGGGCCAGAAUGGACUGGAUAAUGGGUUUGUUCUGUUCCACAAUGUGAGGAUCCCACGGGAGAACCUACUGAACAAGACAGGAGACGUCACUCCUGAUGGAUGCUACGUUACACCAUUCAAGGACCCCAACACGCGUUUUGGGGCAACGCUGGGCGCCCUGUCAGGUGGCAGGGUGGGAAUCACCAGGAUGGCUCUGGGCAACCUGAAGCUGGCUCUGGUUGUGGCCAUCCGCUUUUCAGCCUCCAGGAAACAGUUUGGACCGAAGAACUCAGAGGAGAUUCCUGUGUUGGAGUAUCAGCUGCAGCAAUGGCGCCUGAUCCCGUACCUGGCAGCAGCGUAUGCCCUUGAACACUUCACCAAAUCUAUCUUCAUGAACUUUGUUGAGUUCCAGAUGGGGCAGAUGAUGGGUAACAAAGCUGACAUACAAGCAGAGAUGGGCAAGGAGAUCCACGCCAUAGGCUGCUCGAGUAAACCACUGGCCUCGUGGGCUGCCCAGCGGGGGAUCCAAGAAUGCAGGGAGGCCUGCGGUGGACAUGGAUACCUGGCCAUGAACCGACUGGGUGAUCUGCGUGACGACAAUGACCCGAACUGCACAUAUGAAGGAGACAACAAUGUGUUGCUGCAGCAGACCAGCAACUACCUGCUCAGCCGGCUCCAUGCCAAGCGUCGUGAUGGUGUGCGGAUUGAGUCUCCAUUUCACAGUGUGGAUUUUCUGGAUGAUUUCCACAAGAUUCUGGGAACCAAGUUUUCGGCAACAACAAUGGAGGAGUGUAUGGACUCUGCAGUGCCACUGGCAGCAUAUAAGUGGCUGGUGUGUUUCCUGUUGGAGGAGAGUCAAAACAGGCUGCAGCAGCAGAGGGCAUCAGGCAAGGAUGAGUUUGAGGCUAGUAACAACAGCCAGGUAUACUACUGCCGUUCCCUGGCCAUUACCUACAUUGAACACGACUGCCUCCAGAGGUUUCAUGAGCAGACGAUGGAUCCGGACACACCAGCCAGUCUCAGACCAGUACUGAGAAAGCUGUGUGCCUUGUAUGGGCUGUGGAGCCUCAGCAACCACAUGACCACACUUUACCAGGGCAAUUACUUGAGCGGAAGGAAGCCUGCAGAGUUUGUCCAGGUGGCUGUUCUCACUCUGUGCUCCCAGCUGAAAGAUGAUGCAGUAGCACUGGUGGAUGUGUUAGCACCCACUGAUUUCAUCCUCAACUCACCCAUUGGGAAUGCUGAUGGACAGCUCUACAAGAACCUCUGGUCGACGGUGAUGCAGGGCAGCCAGGUGCUGGAGCGUCCCGCCUGGUGGAAGGAGUUCUGCUCAGACAAACCUGUGGUCGGAUCCCUGCGUCCAAAACUCUAGAGGAAGCCAGGCACGCUUUGCAGACACACACUCAGGAUUCCUGACAUGUUCCAUGACCUCAGUAGGACUGUGCAGACAAAAUGUCCUUUCCAUAUCUACAUAUGUGGAUUACAUAUGUGAAUAUUAAUAGCUAGGAUGCUGUGAUACAGUUGCAGGAUGUCCAGUGCAGUUAUGUCUCCAAAAUCAUCUGUGGCCUUUCUAUGUACCACUACAAGUGCCUGUAAAGUCCCCACUGUGUGUGUGUGUGUGUGUGUGUGUGUGUGUGUGUGUGUGUGUGUGUGUGUGUGUGUGU